GGGAUUUGUGUGGAAAGUAGAAACGAAGUCAUAGGAAAGAGUAAAAAAGACACAACCGAAGCUCAAGUCCAAAACUCAGAACCAAAAUAGAUGCAAGAAAGAAAGAAAGAUUUAUUCAGAAGUCAUAAUCAUCUUCACAGAAACCUUCUUUAGAUCUUAAUUUAAAUUACCAUACUUUUCCUUACUUCUUCUUGACAAAUUUUACUCCUUUACUGUUUUCCGUUGUAUUUAGGAACCCUGUGAAGUUGGGGGUUUUCUUUUUAUCUAUCAUUUGCUGAAACUUCGAAGAGAGGAUUAAGUAGAGAUGCCCAUAUCUGGGACUGGGAAUUUUCCUAGACUUUUGUCAGCGUUAUCUGGGAGAUGAAAGAAAGAAAGGGAGUAUGAGCGUGAGGAACAAUACAAAUACAGGAAACCAAUUGCUUUCCUCCGCGAUGCAGGGUACAGAUGCUCGAAGUCUGCUGUUGUGUGGAGCUUGGUGGGGUUCCUUCUUAUGCUUCAACUCUACUCUCUUGCUACCCACAGAAGUGCAGUGAAAGGGGAUAUCCAAUUCCGUGUGAAUCGUCAUCCAGUCCGGGAACUUGAACAGGUGGAAGAGGAGAAAAUUCAGGUCCCCCCUGUUAGGAAGAAACGAUCUCCACAUGCGUCUAAAUGGAGACACAAGCGAAAUAGUGCCCUGGUUAAUGAAUUCCUUGAUGAGAAUUCCCAGCUUCGGCAUGUAUUCUUUCCAGAUAUGAAAACUGCUAUAUAUCCUGUGAAGGCAGCAGGGAAUGAAAGCCACUACUACCAUCCAGGGAAAAUUUGGUUGGAUACAGAAGGAAAUCCUAUUCAAGCUCAUGGAGGUGGUAUACUAUAUGAUGAAAGAUCUGCUACAUACUACUGGUAUGGAGAAUACAAAGAUGGACCCACGUACCGUGCACAUAAGAAGGGUGCAGCAAGAGUUGACGUUAUAGGAGUUGGUUGCUAUUCUUCCAAAGAUUUGUGGACUUGGAAAAACCAAGGUAUUGUGUUGCCUGCAGAACAGAAAAAUGAAACCCAUGAUCUCCACAAAUCCAAUGUGUUGGAGCGGCCAAAAGUUGUUUACAAUGAGAAGACAGGUAAGUAUGUAAUGUGGAUGCAUAUUGAUGAUGCCAACUACACUAAAGCUGCUGUCGGCAUUGCUAUCAGCGAAUACCCGACAGGUCCUUUUAAGUAUCUCCACAGCCAAAGGCCCCAUGGAUUUGACAGCAGGGACAUGACCAUCUUCAAGGACGAUGAUGGUGUAGCAUAUCUAAUUUAUUCAUCUCAGAACAAUAGUGAACUUCACGUUGGACCACUAACUGAUGAUUAUCUAGAUGUGCAGCCUGAAAUGCAAAGGAUUAUGGUUGGACAACGCCGGGAAGCCCCAGCUCUUUUUAAGUACCAAGGGACUUAUUAUAUGAUCACAUCGGGUUGCUCUGGAUGGGCACCGAAUGAAGCAGUGGCACAUGCAGCUGAGUCGAUCAUGGGGCCAUGGGAGACAAUGGGAAACCCAUGCAUUGGAGGGAACAAAAUGUUUCGACUUGCAACUUUUUUGGCACAGAGUACAUUUGUGAUUCCUUUGCCAGGCAUUCCAGGUUCAUAUAUUUUUAUGGCGGAUCGGUGGAAUCCAGUUGAGUUGAGGGACUCAAGGUAUGUGUGGCUACCUCUAAUAGUUGGCGGACUUCCUGAUCGGCCCCUUGAGUUCAAUUUUGGAUUCCCAUCAUGGCCAAGGGUAUCGAUAUACUGGCAUCGGAAGUGGAGACUUCCCUUGAGUUGGAGGGUACCGAAAUGAGUGGCUUAUUUUUCUUCAAUUCUAAUACACGGUUCUAGUGUAUUGUAUGUUAAAGCUCUUCACCUAUUCUUUCACUGUUUCGAAUCCUUGUGUCGAGAUUUUU
Messenger RNA from Hibiscus syriacus, 1892 nucleotides. RefSeq lists its product as uncharacterized. Gene Ontology annotation, biological process: carbohydrate metabolic process. The coding region runs from base 491 to 1789 and encodes 432 amino acids. Gene Ontology annotation, molecular function: hydrolase activity, hydrolyzing O-glycosyl compounds. The record is from RefSeq and is a predicted model, not a curated record. The transcript is spliced from 3 exons. Lineage: Eukaryota; Viridiplantae; Streptophyta; Magnoliopsida; Malvales; Malvaceae.